AGGAGGCCGGGCGCGGGCGGGGGCUGGCCACACGUUGGGCGCCAGGCCCGGGGCUGUGGGCACAGUGCCCAGCCCCCGGCGCACGCCGAGCCGCCGCUGCUGCAGUCGGCAUCCAUCAGCGGGCGGGGGUGUCACGGAACAGGCUGCUCCGCAGAGCUCGCCGCGCGCCCCGCCCCGAGGCCUGCCACCCGGAGGAGCCGAGGGGGCGCCUCACACCCAGACUUCCCGAGAUGGGGACCUCCAGGCUCAGGCGUGCUGGUCACCAUGACAACAGAGACAGGCCCCGAUUCUGAGGUGAAGAAAGCUCAGGAAGAGGCCCCGCAGCAGCCUGAGGCCGCCGCUGCCGCUGUGACCACCCCGGUGACCCCUGCAGGCCACGGCCACCUGGAGGCCAACUCCAAUGAAAAGCAUCUGCCCCAGCAGGACACUCGGCCUGCUGAACAGAGCCUAGACAUGGAGGAGAAGGACAACGGGGAGGCCGACGGCCUGUCAGAGAGGACCACGCCCAGCAAGGCCCAGAAGUCGCCCCAGAAGAUUGCCAAGAAAUACAAGAGUGCCCUCUGCCGAGUCACUCUGCUCGACGCCUCUGAGUAUGAGUGUGAGGUGGAGAAACAUGGCCGGGGCCAGGUGCUGUUCGACUUGGUCUGUGAGCACCUCAACCUGCUGGAGAAGGACUACUUUGGCCUGACCUUCUGUGACGCUGACAGCCAGAAGAACUGGCUGGACCCGUCCAAGGAAAUCAAGAAGCAGAUCCGGAGCAGCCCCUGGAAUUUUGCCUUCACAGUCAAGUUCUACCCCCCUGACCCUGCCCAGCUGACAGAAGAUAUCACAAGAUACUACCUGUGCCUGCAGCUGCGGGCGGACAUCAUCACAGGCCGGCUGCCCUGCUCCUUUGUCACGCAUGCCCUGCUGGGCUCCUACGCCGUGCAGGCCGAACUGGGCGACUAUGACGGAGAGGAGCAUGUGGGCAACUAUGUCAGCGAGCUCCGCUUCGCCCCGAACCAGACCCGAGAGCUGGAGGAGAGGAUCAUGGAACUGCACAAGACAUACAGGGGCAUGACCCCCGGAGAAGCAGAAAUCCACUUCCUGGAGAAUGCCAAGAAGCUCUCCAUGUACGGAGUAGACCUGCACCAUGCCAAGGACUCUGAGGGCAUUGACAUUAUGUUAGGGGUCUGUGCCAAUGGCCUGCUCAUCUACCGGGACCGCCUGAGAAUUAACCGCUUCGCCUGGCCCAAGAUUCUCAAGAUCUCCUACAAGAGGAGUAACUUCUACAUCAAGAUCCGGCCUGGGGAGUAUGAGCAGUUCGAGAGCACCAUCGGCUUUAAGCUCCCAAACCACCGGUCGGCCAAGAGGCUGUGGAAGGUCUGCAUUGAGCACCACACGUUCUUCCGGCUGGUGUCCCCCGAGCCCCCACCCAAGGGCUUCCUGGUGAUGGGCUCCAAGUUCCGGUAUAGUGGGAGGACCCAGGCACAGACCCGCCAGGCCAGCGCUCUCAUUGACCGGCCCGCACCCUUCUUCGAGCGUUCCUCCAGCAAACGGUACACCAUGUCCCGCAGCCUUGAUGGAGCAGAGUUCUCCCGCCCAGCAUCUGUCAGUGAGAACCAUGACGCAGGACCUGAUGGUGACAAGCGGGAGGAAGAUGGCGAGUCUGGGGGACGGCGAUCAGAGGCUGAGGAGGGAGAGGUCAGGACCCCCACCAAGAUCAAGGAGCUAAAGUUCUUAGACAAGCCCGAGGACGUCUUGCUGAAGCACCAGGCCAGCAUCAACGAGCUCAAGAGGACCUUGAAGGAACCCAACAGCAAACUGAUCCACCGGGACCGAGACUGGGAGCGGGAGCGCAGGCUGCCUUCCUCGCCCGCCUCCCCCUCCCCCAAGGGCACGCCCGAGAAAGCCAGCGAGUCCCAGAGGACCCAGGACACCUCUCAGCAGGAUUUGGCACCUGAGCCUGGGACGGCCACAGGCUUGGAAGUGUUCACUCAGAAAAGCCUCGCAGCGUCUCCUGAGAGAGCAGGGCUGAGGGAGGGCUCGGAGGAGAAGGUCAAACCGCCUCGUCCCAGGGCCCCCGAGAGUGACACAGGAGACGAGGACCAGGACCAGGAGAGGGACGCGGUGUUCCUGAAGGAUAACCACCUGGCCAUUGAGCGUAAGUGCUCCAGCAUCACGGUCAGCUCCACGUCCAGCCUGGAGGCUGAGGUCGACUUCACCGUCAUCGGCGACUACCACGGCAGCGCCUUCGAAGACUUCUCCCGCAGUCUGCCUGAGCUCGACCGAGACAAGAGUGACUCAGAAACGGAGGGCCUGGUGUUCUCCCGGGAUCUCAGCAAGAGGGGCCCCAGCCAGGACGACGACUCCGGGGGCGUGGAGGACAGCCCCGACCGAGGGGCCUGCUCCACCCCGGAUAUGCCCCAGUUUGAGCCCGUGAAAGCGGAAACCGUGACUGUCAGCAGCCUGGCCAUCAGGAAGAAGAUUGAGCCAGAGGCUGUGCUGCAGACCAGAGUCACCGCUGGGGACACCCAGGUUGAUGGGACUGUCCCAGGGGGGAAGGAGUUCCUAACAACUACACCCUCCAUCACCACAGAGACCAUAUCGACCACCAUGGAGAACAGUCUCAAGUCCGGGAAGGGGGCAGCUGCCAUGAUCCCAGGCCCACAGACGGUGGCCACGGAAAUCCGUUCUCUUUCUCCGAUCAUCGGGAAAGAUGUCCUCACCAGCACCUACGGCGCCACUGCGGAAACCCUCUCCACCUCCACCACCACCCAUGUUACCAAAACUGUGAAAGGAGGGUUUUCCGAGACAAGGAUCGAGAAGCGAAUCAUUAUCACCGGGGACGAAGAUGUUGAUCAAGACCAGGCCCUGGCUUUGGCCAUCAAGGAGGCCAAACUGCAGCAUCCCGACAUGCUGGUGACCAAAGCUGUCGUGUACAGAGAAACAGACCCAUCCCCGGAGGAGAGGGACAAGAAGCCACAGGAAUCCUGACCUCUGUGAAGAGAUGCUGGCAUUUCUGGUCCAACCCAAGCCAGAGAACCGUUAAGAAGGGGCCUUCGUUCUGGAUUCUCCGACUCAACACCGACGUCCCAGCUGCGAUGUACUGUCACUGAUGAGAGACCGGGAAAGGAAAAGCAUAUAAAUAUAUAUAUAGAUAUAUAUAGAUAUAGAUAUAUAUACAGGAAACACUGCGUCCUUGCACUGCUUCUGGGGGCUGGCCAAGCCGUCGGCCAACUGCAGCAACCAACAUCGGAACAGCUACAUUUCCUUUGCAGACAAAUUGAAGAAUUGGUGGGAUUUUUCAGGGAAAAAAAAUUAUAAUGCCGGUAAUCCCUUGCUGUCCCCUUCGAAGCCCUGUGGAACAACACAAGCAAGCCGGACCACGAGGACUGUAGAGGUGCAGUGUGACCUGCACGUCACAUCUGGUGGACAAACACUCCAUUUGUUCUGCAGCGUCUGUUGCCCACCCAAGUGCAAAGGAAUAUCCCUUCUGCAGCAAAGCAAGAUAAGUCGCAGCAGCAAGACAUGCGCCGUCAACAGUUUUCCGAGAGAGAAAGAAAAUUCCCCACGUGGAGAGGAGGAGGAGGAACGCUGGGUCAUUCCUUCAUGGGUCUUGACACUGGGCUGCAAAAUCCAACUUCCUUUCCUCUGCUUCCCCUCCCCGUCACGAGUCCUGUCGUCAUUUUCUGUCUCGGCUCCCUCCGCCUUCUCUCCCAACCCUGUCCCUCUCACUGUCUGUGUCCUGGUCCUGCUGAGGGCCACUGCAGAUGACUGUCAUUUGAAAUGAGGAAAAAAAAAAAAAAAGGAAAAGAAAGCAAGAACAGAAAACCAAGCCACAGGAAGGGAAGUAGACAUUGUAUGUUUAUGGGUUCUCAUUAUGAAGGUGCAGCUUGUAGGAGAUUUGUAUGGAUGUGCUUUUAAGUUAUGUAUAUUACAUAUAACGGGAAACAAAUAUGAAAAUAAACAGUGCUGGUAAGUAUGAAGCCGACAUUUUAAAAUUAUAAUUAUCUGACUGUGAUUGAUGUAUCCCAAGGUUCCUAGGUCUCACUGAACUGGCCGGCCGAGGAGACCUGGACUCUGGCUGAAGGAGAUGACGGUUCAGUGUAGUAAUACAGUGUGUGAUGUUUGUCAUUGGUUGAUUGGUGGGGAGGGGAGGGGUCCCCAAAAGGAGAGGCCGGGGUUUGGCAAGAAGGAAGCAACACAGGUGUAGUCCAAGAUGCCUUCUCCCCUAGGCGGUGGUGCAGGGCCUGGCCUGUGCUCAGCUGCAGGGUCCAGAGUUAGGAUUUUGCUGCAGACCCCCUGGCUCAGUCCCCCCACCUCCCUCGGGGGCUUGCCUCAGUUUUCAGUCCUCUAUUUUUUUUGCCACAUGUCUUGCCUUUCCCUGACCGAAUCGUGACAGAUGACUCCCAUCCUAAGGGGGGUGACGCCCCCCCAGCCGUUGCAGAGGACGGUGGCUUUAACCUGGCUGGCUGAAAGCCCCCAGCUCAGCCCUUUCCUUUACCGCUCCUGUAUUCUGUCAGAAUCAUUCUCUCCUUCCUGGGCCAAAGCAGCCAUGGUAGAGACCGUGAACCCAUGGUGGGCCCUGAUAGGUCACAAGUGCAUUCCCGAAGGCUUCGCCUGCCCCUGAACAAGCUGAGGAUAAAAGGUGGUGCUGCCCAAAGGCCCCAUCUACACAUAGAUCCUGGCCUUGGAGGCCUCGCCUUUAGUCGGAGUCCAAGUGCUGAGCCCGUGCCCUCGGAGCCCCAGCUAUUGCCUCAAGACCACAGAUGCCCUUGGAGAAAUCCCAUCAGAAGCCUGGUCCCUAGGCCCCCGGCCACGAGCAGCUUCCCUGAGCUCGGUGAGUCCCCUUCCGAGGGAGUGUGUCCACCCCUCUGCUGCACUUGAAUUUUUCAGUCCCAUCUCAUCUCCCCAGUCCAGCUCCUAAAAGAGUUGAUAAAUUUGUUCAGCGAAUAUAUAUAUUAAGCACCUACUUGUACCAGGUACUAUUCAUGGACUGAAAGAGAGUGGGGGAGGGGAGGACAUGGAGGCACCGGGCAAGUCCCCUGGGCCAGCCUUACAUUUCCAGCCAUGGCUGGCCCUCCGGAGGGCAUGUCCACGUUCUCUCCAAUUAUUGAACAUUGCCCAGAGAGGGUCCAGGCUUGCUGAUCAGUUUCCCCAAGGGCACAUAUGAUUAGCUCCUUAGUUGGUGCUGACCUGAGGCAGAACAAGAAACCAAAAUAGUUUUCCUCUGUAGACAAAAAUGGGAUGGAGAGAGGGCAGAGAGUCCUGAACCCGGGGGUCAGAGGGCAGAGUCAGCCACGUGCCCCCAGAGCGGGCCAGUGGUCCAUGCCCGCUCCCGAGUGUGACAGCAUACUCUUCAUGCACCAGGUCCUCUUCACACUCCUGGUCAAAAAAGUGCAGAACCUCCUUUUUGCCCUUCUCAACCCAAGAGUUCCCACUCUUUCUGGGCCCAGAGCUGGACUGGCUCCACCCUCUCUGGGCCACCCAGAAUUUGGCUUAGACACCCCAUCUCUGUGAGACCCAGACAUUCUGAACAUACUUCAGAGGGAGAAUUUUUUUCUGGGUCCUCCACCUUCCCACAGACCCUGGGUGUGUGGCUUCAGUGCAGGGAUGAAGCGACUAGGCUUAGCUCAUAGGCCAGCCAGGGUUUGUGAAGGCCUCUGUACCAUACGUGCUCUGACCUUCCUUCCACGGACAGGCAAGCGGUGCUGCCAGGGAGGAGGGGAGCUGCAAAUCUAAAAUCUAGGGCACUGUUCCCUCCCCAUCCUCCUCUUCAUAGAGAAUAUAGACGUUCAUCUUGUCUGUCUUGAACCUACUUUUCUUUUUUUCUUUUUUGUGUUUCUCAUCUUUUCUAUGCUGCCUGUCCACCCAAGAGACCAUGCAGCAUAGUGGGAAACAUCCCGGAGGGCAGCCGAGAGUGCUGGGUGGCCAUCCCGGCUUGGCACCUGACUCGCCAUGUGACACUGAGCUAGGCCCAUGCCCUCUUUGGGGCCGCAGUUUCCACACUUGUAAAAUGAUGAGGAUAAACCAGAUGCUCUCCAGGGUCUUUUUCCACCCUCCCAUCCUACAGAUUUUCAUUCUAUUUUGUUUCUCGGGAUCUUUUCCCUCUGAGGGUACAGGAAGUGCCAGGACCUGUUUCAGUCUUUGAAUCCAGCAAGCACAUUCCAAGACUGGCCUGAAAUUGCAUGAGCAACAUCACUCAUUUUUUUUUUUCCAAAGUACCUUACCAACCAAUGCAAUGCUGUCCUGUUCCUUUUUACUCACACCCCUCUCUCCUCUCUGGUCCCCACGCUUCCCCACCUCAGUGCUCCGUGCUGUAUGCGUGUGCUCUCUGUUCUUGUAUACUCAAUAAAAGUGAAAUAAAUGUGUUUGAUGCUGAA
Messenger RNA from Artibeus jamaicensis (Jamaican fruit-eating bat), 6365 nucleotides. RefSeq names its product erythrocyte membrane protein band 4.1 like 1 (gene EPB41L1). NCBI's taxonomy places the organism in Eukaryota, Metazoa, Chordata, Mammalia, Chiroptera, Phyllostomidae. Bases 265 to 2976 code for a protein of 903 amino acids. Gene Ontology annotation, molecular function: actin binding; structural molecule activity. Gene Ontology annotation, biological process: cortical actin cytoskeleton organization. The transcript is spliced from 22 exons. Gene Ontology annotation, cellular component: cytoskeleton; plasma membrane. The record is from RefSeq and is a predicted model, not a curated record.